Trypanosoma conorhini is the source of this 309-nucleotide messenger RNA. RefSeq names its product calpain cysteine peptidase. Lineage: Eukaryota; Euglenozoa; Kinetoplastea; Trypanosomatida; Trypanosomatidae. The record is from RefSeq and is a predicted model, not a curated record. The transcript has a single exon. Bases 1 to 309 code for a protein of 102 amino acids.
AUGAACGACCGCGCAUACGAGCUAGCGCGCGAGAAGAAGCUGGCGGACCGGCAGUUCCUUGACCCGAAGCCGGAGGGCGUGCCCCUGCGCGAGCUUCCGCUGGACGACGACAGGGACUUCGUUGCGAUGGAGCAGGAGCGCCGGCAGCUGCUGGAGGACCCGCGCAGGAAUGCAAGGGAGAUUGCGGGUCUUGAGCACCGUAUGAACGACCGCGCACAUGAUUUGGGUAGGGAGUUUCACUUUAAAGAACGUAUGUUUUUGCCUCCGGAGCCGAAAGGUGUUCCUCUUUAUGCUUUUGCCGUUAAAUAG